AGCACAAGAAACCAACUGCGGUAUUUACGUACUGUUAGGUGUAGAAAUGGUGGAGGUCAGUAGUAAUGAAGCCGGCGGUGGUGGUGAUGGCAAGAGACCGUCUGGAUGCUUUUGUUUAUGUAAAAAAGAAGAUUUCUUUCCAGAAGAAUCAUUUCAAAGUUGGGGUAAUUAUAUGAAAGCCUUAGGAGAAACAAAGAUGAGAUUGAGAAACCGAUUAACAACAAGAUCGAGUGAAGAUGAAGAAGUGAAUGCAAUGACAGAAAGAAGUCAUAAUCAAAUGAAAAAGACUUUAACUUGGUUUGAUCUGAUUUGGUUUGGAUUUGGUGCUGUUUUUGGUGCUGGUAUUUAUGUAUUAACUGGUUUAGAAGCAAGAAGAGAUGCUGGACCUGCCAUUGUCAUUUCUUUCUUGAUCUCUGGCUUUUCUGCUAUGCUUUGUGUCUUUUGUUACACAGAAUUUGCUUGCGAAAUCCCUGUUGCAGGAGGAUCAUUUGCGUUUAUAAGGGUGGAGCUUGGUGACUUCUUAGCUUUUAUUGCUGCUGGUAAUAUACUCUUUGAGUAUAUUGUGGGGGGAGCAAGUGUUGCCCGUACUUGGACAUCAUAUUGUGCCACACUUCUCAACUACAAACCAGAUGAUUUUCGGAUACAUGUGACGGCUUUGCCUGAAAAUUAUAAUCAUCUAGACCCUCUCGCAGUCGUGAUCCCAAUCCUUAUUGCUACGGUUGCUUGCCUUAGUACCAAAGGGUCAUCACGUUUCAAUUCCACAGCAGCCAUGAUAAACGUUGCAGUUAUUUUUCUCAUCAUCAUUGCUGGCCUAAUGAAGGCAAACCCUGAAAAUUUCACCACUAACUUUGCACCUAAUGGUCCAAGAGGAGUAUUUACAGCCUCAGCAGUUCUCUUCUUUUCCUACAUUGGGUUUGAUGCAGUUUCAACGAUGGCCGAAGAAACAAAAAACCCAGGAAAGGAUAUACCAAUUGGACUUCUUGGUUCCAUGAGUUUCAUUAUAUGUGUUUACUGUGCGCUAUCUGUUACUUUAUGCUUGAUGCAGUCUUAUACUGUAAUAGACGUGAGUGCACCGUAUUCCUUAGCAUUUGAAGCUGUUGGAAUGAAAUGGGUCAAGAUCUUAGUAGCUAUCGGAGCAGUAAUUGGUAUGACUACCAAUUUACUUGCAAGUCUCAUUGGCCAAGCACGAUAUUUUACACAUAUUGGUCGUACUCACAUGGCUCCCCCAUGGCUCGCAGCCAUUCACAAGAAGACUGGGACACCUAUCCAUGCUACAAUAGUGAUGACCCUUGCGAAUUGCAUUGUUGGAUUCUUCACUGAUCUUGGUAUCCUCUCCAACCUUCUCUCGAUCGCAACGUUAUUCAUAUUUACGCUGGUUGCUAUUUCACUACUUGUUCGAAGAUAUUAUGUUCAAGGAGAGACCUCAGAUUCUGACAGAAAUAAGCUCAUUGGGUUCUUACUACUCAUUAUAUUAUCUUCUACAGCUACAUCAGUGUAUUGGGCAGUUAGUGAUGGCUGGAUCGGUUAUAUACCGACAGUUUUGGUAUGGUUUUUAUCUACACUGGGUUUGAAAUUGAUGGUCAAGCAAGCUAGAAAUCCAAAGUUGUGGGGUGUUCCAUUGGUUCCUUGGUUGCCAGCAGUUUCAAUUGCUAUGAAUAUGUUCUUGCUGGGUUCACUUGAUGCAGCUUCUUUUAUUAGAUUUGGUGUUUGGACAGGGAUUCUACUCCUUUAUUACUUUUUUGUCGGGCUUCAUGCAUCUUAUGACUCGGCAAUGGAGGAAGCAGAUCGAGGGAAUGUAGAAGCUGGUCAGCCUGUUACUGCAGUAUCUAGUUGAAAUGGAUUGGUACACGAAUACCCGAUUGUGUCAUGUAUAUAUUAGAGGGAAGGUGAGAGAGACAGAAGAGUGACAAGAAGCUGAAUUGUUUCUCUUGUUCCUUAAGAUUGUUAAUGGACAUGUUUUCUUUUUAUCUGUUAAUUGACUGAAACGAAAAUAAAGAUAAUUUUCUUGAUUUA
Messenger RNA from Papaver somniferum (opium poppy), 2013 nucleotides. Its product is annotated as cationic amino acid transporter 1-like. Gene Ontology annotation, molecular function: L-glutamate transmembrane transporter activity; L-lysine transmembrane transporter activity. The record is from RefSeq and is a predicted model, not a curated record. Gene Ontology annotation, cellular component: plasma membrane. NCBI's taxonomy places the organism in Eukaryota, Viridiplantae, Streptophyta, Magnoliopsida, Ranunculales, Papaveraceae. The transcript has 4 exons. Bases 47 to 1834 code for a protein of 595 amino acids. Gene Ontology annotation, biological process: amino acid transport; transmembrane transport.